Molecule: messenger RNA, 1283 nt
Organism: Apus apus (common swift)
Lineage: Eukaryota; Metazoa; Chordata; Aves; Apodiformes; Apodidae
Product: plasma membrane ascorbate-dependent reductase CYBRD1
Exons: 4
Coding region: 76-927 (283 amino acids)
Cellular component (GO): lysosomal membrane
Molecular function (GO): oxidoreductase activity
Source: RefSeq, a predicted model, not a curated record
UGCUGCAGCCGCAGGGCAACAGGCGCGGGGGUGCCGCCCCGCUCCCGCCCCUUCUGCGCGGGGCCGGCUUGGAAGAUGGAGGACUACGGGCGAUUCUUGGCGCUGCUGGUCUCGGCGCUGCUGCUCGGCUUCGUGUCGGUUGUCUUCUCCCUCGUCUGGGUCUUCCACUACCGCGAAGGGCUGAGCUGGGACGGCAGCCUGGGGGAGUUCAACUGGCACCCCGUCCUCGCCAUCACGGGCUUCGUCUUCAUCCAGGGCAUCGCUAUUAUUGUGUACAGACUGCCCUGGACCUGGAAGUGCAGCAAGCUCCUAAUGAAGUUCAUACAUGCUGGAUUAAAUACCAUAGCAAUGAUACUUGCAAUUGUUUCUAUGGUAGCCGUGUUUGAUUACCACAAUGCCAGGAACAUUCCUAACAUGUACAGUCUGCACAGCUGGAUUGGGCUGGCUGCUGUUAUAUUUUAUGCUCUCCAGCUUUUCUUCGGUUUCGCUGUCUUUCUGCUGCCUUUUGCUCCCGUUCCUCUCCGAGCAGCUCUCAUGCCGAUACAUGUUUAUUUGGGUCUUACCAUCUUUGCAACAGUGAUUGCAACAGCUCUCAUGGGAAUCACAGAAAAGCUUAUAUUUUCAUUGAAAAAUCCUGCAUACAGUACGUCCCCACCAGAGGCAGUUUUUGUCAACUGCCUUGGUCUUUUGCUUGUCACGUUUGGUGCACUUGUUUUGUGGAUGGCAAGCAGGGCCCAUUGGAAGCGCCCCCCAGAAGAGAAUGCAAAAGUUCUGCUGCCUGUUGGAGGGACUCCUGAAGGCACAGAAGAAGAAUCCACCAUGACAGAUGGUAAUAAUGCAGAUAAAUCUGAUCUGAGGAUCAAUAGUGAAGUAGCCAGAAAACAAAACCUCAAACUUGAUGAGGCCGGCCAACGAUCAACUAUGUAAAGAAAAUACACAGAAUAAAAAUACUAUUACACUGCCAAACCCCCAAAUUGGUUUAUUCCAGUUUAGUUAUAUUCAUGUAUAAAUAGGUUGGCGUUUUAUUUUUUAUUACUUGUUUACAUAGAUAUUUUAUUGAGAAUCUAAAAUAUAUUGCCAAAUAUUUUCUAUUUCAGAAGACUUUCUUUGCUUCUAUUUCAGAAAAUUUCUUCCUGUUUCUAAAUGUUCACAAGAACUUAAGGAAUUAUUCUAUUGUUUUGUUACUUGUAGUACUCAUUUGUAGAUGAAAGUAAACAUUUAAUUACAAUGUCUAUUUUGCUUAUUCAUAUUUGUACGUUAAUAAAAACUAUUUUUCAAUCUUA